Messenger RNA from Olea europaea var. sylvestris, 543 nucleotides. RefSeq names its product probable protein phosphatase 2C 39. Gene Ontology annotation, biological process: protein dephosphorylation. Lineage: Eukaryota; Viridiplantae; Streptophyta; Magnoliopsida; Lamiales; Oleaceae. The transcript is spliced from 2 exons. The annotation marks the transcript as partial. The record is from RefSeq and is a predicted model, not a curated record. Gene Ontology annotation, molecular function: protein serine/threonine phosphatase activity. Gene Ontology annotation, cellular component: cytosol; nucleus.
GAUUUAGUGCUUCCCACAGGUGAUGUUCCUCGAGUUGAUGGUCAGCUUGCAGUAGCCAGGGCAUUUGGUGACAAGAGCUUGAAGAGACAUCUUAGUUCGGAACCAGAUGUUGCAAUUGAGAUGGUAGAUGAUGAACUAGAGCUUAUCAUUUUAGCUAGUGAUGGAUUAUGGAAGGUGAUGUCGAAUCAAGAAGCUGUUGAAUCCAUCAGAAACACUAAGAGUGCUCAAUCGGCUGCAAAGCACUUGGUUGAGGAGGCUGUUUCUAGGAAAAGUAAGGAUGAUAUCUCUUGCAUUGUUGUCAGGUUUCAGUAAUCUGUUGUACAUUUUCUUUCAGUCGAGAUUAUGCUUUAUGAAACAAUGUUCAACGGAUUGAAAUAUGUGAUCAGCUGAAUUGUGCUGUUGUGUGUAUUGGCCAUAAGUUAUUUCUCUUGUUUGAGGACAGGAUUUGCAUCCUAGAUUACAAUUGUAUAUAUAUGAAGUUAUUGACAAUACAUUAUUUAGCCUGUCUGCUUUGUUUUUCCAAUGUCUAGUGAGGUUUGGUAA